Messenger RNA from Mus pahari (shrew mouse), 1035 nucleotides. RefSeq names its product tumor protein p53 inducible protein 3 (gene Tp53i3). The record is from RefSeq and is a predicted model, not a curated record. Gene Ontology annotation, molecular function: NADPH binding; quinone reductase (NADPH) activity; quinone binding. Lineage: Eukaryota; Metazoa; Chordata; Mammalia; Rodentia; Muridae.
AUGCUGGUGAUGCACUUGGACUGGUCAGGUGGACCAGAAAACCUUUUCUAUGUGAAAGAUGUGGCCAAACCAAGCCCAGGAGAUGGUGAAGACCUCCUGAAGGUGACUGCCAGCACCCUAAACAGGGCAGGCUUACUGCAGCGACUGAGCCAGCAUGUCGCACCCCCAGGAGCCAGUAGCAUUUUGGAACUUGAGGCAUUGGGACAUGUGGUUGAGCUGGAGCCUGGCUGCUAGGGACACAGGAAGACUAGAGUUUUGGCCAUGGCUCUGCUGCCUGGUGGAAGCCAAGCUCAGUACCUCGCUGUCCCUGAAGAUCUCCUUGUACCUAUCCCAGACUGAGUGUCUCAAGCAGCAGCCAUCCCAGAGGUCUGGAUUACAGCCUUUCAGAUUUUCCACAGUUUCUCUGCUUUCCAUCCCAGGCCAUGUUCAGCCGGAGGCUUUGUGCUGAUCCAUGGAGCAAGUGGCGUGGGCACAGCUGUCAUCCAGCUGGCUUGGGGUGCUGGCACUGUACCUCUGGUUAGAGCUGGCUUCCAGCAUAAGCUUCAAAUGGCAAGGAAGCUCAUGGCUGCAGCUGGAUUCAGCUAUAGAGAAGAUUUUCCUGAAGCAACUCUAAGAUUCACUAAAGGUAAGGCACUUGCAGCACAGCAGGCACCGAAAGACGAUGCAGCACAGACUAAUCUAGAGAUGGUCAAAAGGGGGCCCCGAGAGAAGAAUAUCAACUGCCCGGCUCUUGAUGGUCACUGGGCUCUCUGUGGUUUAAUAGGAGGAGCUGUUGUUAGUUAGUGGGCUCUGUUUUUAGAACUACUUUUUAAAUGAGGAAGUCCGAUCACUAGUUUACUUCAAUCUAGGGAUAAUGAGGUGGGUUUACAAACACUGGCGAAAACUUUCACAGAGCAGAUUCCGCCCUUCUCUGCAAACAGCCCCCAACGUCUGCUGCCGGUUCUGGAUAGAGUCUACCCGGCAACUUAUAUUCAAGUGGAAUAUGUAGAGGCUAACAGGAAAGUGGGCAAAACCGUCUUGGAGCUGCCCGAGUGA